CGGAUCUGCUGCAGCCAUUUUGAUUUCGGCUUCAGCUGCCGUCGCGGCGGAGCGAAGUGAGGGUAUUUGUGAUGCCUGUGCGGUGCGAGUUUUGCUGAGGGCUCGAGCUAUCUUUUCAACUGGAGGCCGUCUUCGAAAAUGAACGGGAACGACGGCAUGGAAGGCCUCAUUCCUAUCGUAAACCGGCUUCAAGACGCUUACGCUCAGCUAGGUGCGAGCCUCACGCUAGACUUGCCUCAGAUCGCCGUUGUCGGCGGACAGAGCGCAGGAAAAAGCAGUGUACUGGAGAAUUUCGUUGGCAGGGACUUUCUACCAAGAGGGUCUGGAAUUGUCACUCGUCGUCCACUGGUGCUACAGCUGAUAAACUGCAAUACAGAGUAUGGAGAGUUCCUGCACUGCCGUGGCAAGAAAUUCACAGAUUUUGAUGCAAUUCGCAAAGAAAUCGAAGAUGAAACAGAUCGGGUGACAGGCAACAACAAGGGCAUUUCAAGCGUGCCCAUCAAUCUCAGGGUCUACUCACCGCAUGUGCUGAACCUGACCCUGGUUGACCUUCCGGGGUUGACUAAGGUCCCCGUCGGUGAUCAGCCUGCGGACAUUGAGCAACAGAUCCGGGAUAUGAUUCUCCAGUUCAUUCGCAAGGAGAACUGCCUUAUAUUGGCAGUCACAUCAGCCAAUCAAGAUCUGGCUACUUCAGAUGCCCUGAAGCUUGCCAAGGAAGUUGACCCAGAAGGUCUGCGCACCAUAGGUGUGAUUACCAAGCUGGACCUUAUGGAUGAAGGAACUGAUGCCAGAGAUAUCUUAGAAAACAAAUUGCUGCCAUUGAGGAGAGGAUACGUGGGUGUAGUGAACAGGAGCCAGAAGGACAUAGAAGGCAAGAAAGACAUCAAGGCAGCCAUGGAAGCAGAGCGGAAGUUUUUCCUUAGUCAUCCUGCAUAUAGGCACAUGGCUGAUCGUAUGGGUACACCAUUCCUCCAACGGGUGCUGAACCAACAACUGACCAACCACAUUCGAGACACCCUUCCAGGCCUCCGGGACAAGCUACAGAAGCAGCUUCUUUCCAUGGAGAAGGAGGUGGAAGAGUACAAGAACUUUCGCCCAGAUGACCCAUCCCGCAAGACCAAGGCUAUGCUCCAAAUGAUUCAGCAACUUCAGACAGACUUUGAACGGAACAUUGAAGGUUCUGGCUCUGCUGCCAUCAACACAUCAGAGCUCUCAGGAGGUGCCCGCAUCAACAGAUUGUUUCACGAAAGAUUUCCUUUUGAAAUUGUCAAGAUGGAAUUUGAUGAAAAAGAGCUACGCAAAGAGAUAGCCUUUGCGAUUCGCAAUACACAUGGCAUUCGGGUUGGACUGUUUACUCCAGAUAUGGCUUUUGAGGCUAUAGUGAAGAAGCAGAUUGCCAAGUUGAAGGAGCCUUCCAUCAAGUGUGUAGAUCUUGUCGUGGCUGAACUGGGAAAUGUGAUUCGGCGAUGUGCUGAAAAGAUGAGUCGUUAUCCACGAUUGCGGGAGGAAACUGAGCGCAUUAUCACCUCACAUGUGCGUGAGCGAGAGCAGACAUCAAAGCACCAAAUAUCUUUGCUUGUUGAGGUGGAACUUGCAUACAUGAAUACAAACCACGAAGAUUUUAUUGGAUUCACUAAGGACGAUUAUCACUCUGGUGCACAGCAAACAGCAGAUGUGUCAUCGGCUGGUAAAAGAAAACUAGGCAACCAGUCUGUUUUCGCCGUGAUUCGCAAGGGGUGGAUGUGCAUCCACAACUUGGGCAUCAUGAAAGGUGGCUCUAGGGACUACUGGUUUGUGCUCACAUCGGAGUCCAUCUCGUGGUACAAGGACGAAGAGGAGAAGGAUAAGAAAUACAUGCUUCCUCUGGAUGGCCUGAAAAUUAAGGAUAUUGAAGCUGGCUUUAUGUCUCGAAGAAACACAUUUGCACUUUUCAACCCUGACCAAAGGAGGAACGUGUACAAGGACUACAAGCAGCUGGAGUUAUCGUGCGAGAGCCAAGAGGAGGUGGACUCGUGGAAAGCGUCGUUCCUGCGAGCCGGUGUGUAUCCAGAGCGGGCACAGAGUGCUGCAGGUGAUGGCGAAGGGGGCACGGAUGGCGUGGGUUCGGAAGGCAGUGGAUCGUCCAUGGAUCCUCAGCUUGAACGCCAGGUGGAGACCAUCCGCAACUUGGUGGACUCCUACAUGCGCAUUAUCACCAAGACCUUCCGCGACUUGGUGCCCAAGAUCAUCAUGCACCUCACCAUCAACAAUACUAAAGAAUUCAUCUAUUCAGAACUACUAGCUGCUCUUUAUGCUUCAGGAGAUCAGACGCAACUCAUGGAAGAGAGUCCUGAAGAGGCACAGAAGCGAGAUGAGAUGCUGCGCAUGUACCACGCCUGCAAAGAAGCUUUGCGUAUUAUUGGUGAUGUGUCCAUGCAAACAUCUUAUCAGCCAACACCACCACCAGUCAAGGAUGACUGGCUCAAAAUGCAACCCCCUGAUUCUCCACGGCCGGCCCCUCCCUCCCCGGGGGGUCCCCGGAGGAAUGUGGGAUCUUCCCGGGCACCCCCCCCAGUCCCAGCGGCGGCCAGCCGGCCAGCCCCAGUGAUCCCAUCGCGGCCCGAUGCAGCGGGCAGGCCACCCCCGGCAGCCCCACCCAGGCCUAUCAGUGCCGGUUUCCAGGCACCCCUUGUGCCUUCGCGCCCUGUUCCAUCAGUCCCACCCAGAAUCCCCGACCGGCCACAGGUUUCAUCUUCACAAUGGCCCUUCUGAGUUUUCCAUCCUCGUGUUGUGGGGAGGACGACCAGCACAAGAGACUUAGAACAGAGAGAAUUGUGAGAGCAAAAGGCCUGUGAAGCUGAGUAGUGGUCCAAAGGCAAGCCUUGGCAGGAGGGUCGGUGGCACGAGGUGAAAAUGGGGGCGAGGACCGAAAGAGAAGCAUUCCAAGCAGCAGCGUGGCGCAUAGGGCAGCCAACCGCCUGCGAUCCCUUGGCAGGGACAUCCCUGUCCAUGUCACCAGAGGUUAGGCGAAAAUCACGUGCCCUGCUAGUCCCGAAUCUGCCUCACUUGUUUGUUUGGAUUGUGCAAGUUUUGUAAUGUAAUUUUCUGUGAUUCAUUUUUUGGUCACUGUGAAUUGCUCUUUCUCUUUGUGCCACUUGUAUUUUUUUUAAUUGUGUGCUCACUCAGUCUGCCUGACCAGUAUACAGAGGCAUACAUAUGGGCACAGCGUGUCCCCCCCCAGCCUGUCACUGGCUGGAGGGCUGCCCAUGACGAGCACCAUGCCAUCUGUUGUGCUUGCUUCACUUAGACGGGGUCCUUGGUGUUGCCUGCCGGUGUGUCCUCAUUUCGCCAGUUCGCCAUGAGGCAAUUCAACCAUGUUUUCCCUGUGCUGCUUUUUUUUUGGUUAUGUUUGAAAAGAAGAUAUUUAUUUGGCAAGGCAUUCUUAAAGAAACACUCAAUACAAAACUGCUAAGCUAUACGUGACCCCCAGUAUGCAUGCUUUAAUAUGUCGUCACAUAGUGACUUGAAAGAUGAGACUUCAUUUUUGCAGGGCCAUGCUGACUUUUUUUUUGUAUUUGUAGAUAGAAAUGGGCUUUUGCUUUUUCAAAAGUCGAUACAGAAGCUUAUUUGCUUGUAUUGUCCAAGUCCCUCAACUGGUGUUCACAUUCAGCACUGGUGGUGGGGAAGCCUUUUUUUUUUUUUAGCAUUUUAAAUGUUCAGUUUUGAAUAUCUAGCCCUAUGUUUGGUUGAAGGGUAUUUAUUUCAUUGUUGCACAGUUUAUUUGCCUUAUUUUUUACAAGUAAGGCAAAACUUGGAGGUUCUCUCUUGCUGUAUUUGAACUUGCGUGUCAUUAAUGUACCAGUUAUACCUGCAUAGAGAACGCACAUGUAUUGGCAUUGAUGUCCGAAAAGAAAAAAAAAAGAUAUUUUUUGUGUGCAUUCUGAGUGCACCGUAGCGUAUGAACUUGCCUACUAUUUUUUGUGAAGAUAUGUCGAAGAUGCAGUAAAGACAAAGUGAGUUUUCUCUGUCAGGGCGUCUAAGACGCGAUUGUAGUCUCUGUGUUCUGUAGGCUCAGAUAGCAUUCUAGCAGAGCUAAGCCCCCAACUGUUCCCACAUGCUAAUUCUAAAUUACCAGAGUAAUCAUACACAGCAUGAAUGUCUCAGUACAGCUGGGCACACACUUUAUGCUUACAAAAGGAAGUACGUGCUGUAAGAAUGUAUGAUAUGACGACAGACUGGGGACCCUCACACCAGUGAUGUACACAUGCGCAGCAAUGUGGGUUUGAAGUUGUAAAUUAAAGUAUCAAUGUUGGCGAU
Messenger RNA from Rhipicephalus microplus (southern cattle tick), 4296 nucleotides. It is a transcript of the gene shi, whose product is annotated as dynamin-1 shibire. Gene Ontology annotation, biological process: synaptic vesicle budding from presynaptic endocytic zone membrane; receptor internalization. NCBI's taxonomy places the organism in Eukaryota, Metazoa, Arthropoda, Arachnida, Ixodida, Ixodidae. The record is from RefSeq and is a predicted model, not a curated record. Gene Ontology annotation, molecular function: GTPase activity; GTP binding; microtubule binding. Gene Ontology annotation, cellular component: microtubule; cytoplasm; synapse.